This is a messenger RNA of Sorghum bicolor (sorghum), 1659 nucleotides long. Its product is annotated as sialyltransferase-like protein 2. The record is from RefSeq and is a predicted model, not a curated record. Bases 105 to 1307 code for a protein of 400 amino acids. Lineage: Eukaryota; Viridiplantae; Streptophyta; Magnoliopsida; Poales; Poaceae. Gene Ontology annotation, molecular function: sialyltransferase activity. The transcript has a single exon.
CCCACCUCGUCUCGCUCUCCGCGUCGGCGGCCACCACCGGCCCACCGCGCCUGCCUACUAAUGGCAGCACCUGGAUCUGGCCGCCCGGUCCCGCGCCCACGGAGAUGAAGCGCCGCCGCCUCCCGCCCGUCCUCUUCCUCCUCGCGCUCGCGCUCCUAUCCCUCGCCUUCCGCCGCCACCUCUCCCUCCCCCUAGGCGGCGCGUCCCGGUUCGCCGGCGGCGGCGGCGACGCGCUCCUCCGCCGUCUUGCGGCCACCGACGUCGGCGGGGACCAGAUCCUGGCCGAGGCGGCCGCGCUGCUGGCCAACGCGUCGGUGUCCACCUUCCCCAGCAUCGGCAACCACCACCGCCUCCUGUACCUGCGCGUCCCCUACCGCAGCAACGCCACCGCCGCGCCGCGGCAGCGGACCGUGUCCCGUCUCCGCGUCCCGUUCCACGGCGUCCCCAGCGACGACGCCCUCCUCGCCGCCUUCCGCGCCUCCCUCCGCGGCUUCCUCCUCGCGCGCCGCCGCCACCGACGCCGCGACGGCGACGUCGCGGGCGCCAUGGCCGACCUCCCCGCGCUCCUCCUCGGCCGAGGGGGCCGGCGGCGCCGGCGCGCCGCGACGUGCGCCGUGGUCGGGAACAGCGGCAUCCUCCUGGGGUCCCGCCGUGGCGCGCAGAUCGACGCGCACGACCUCGUCAUCCGCCUCAACAACGCCCGCGUGGCGGGCUUCGCGCGCGACGUCGGCGCCACGACGGGGCUCUCCUUCGUCAACUCCAACAUCCUCCACCACUGCGCCGUCCGCUCCGCCGUCACCACGCCCGGGUGCGGCUGCCACCCGUACGGCCGCGCGGUGCCGCUCGCCAUGUACGUGUGCCAGCCCGCGCACCUCCUCGACGCGCUCGUCUGCAACGCCACGGCCACGCCCGAGUCCCCGUUCCCGCUGCUCGUCACCGACGCGCGCCUCGACGCGCUGUGCGCGCGCAUCGCCAAGUACUACUCGCUCCGCCGCUUCGUGGCCGCCACGGGACAGCCGGCGAGUAACUGGACCCGGAGCCACGACGAGAGGUACUUCCACUACUCGUCGGGCCUGCAGGCCGUGGUCAUGGCGCUCGGGGCGUGCGAUGAGGUCAGCUUGUUCGGGUUCGGCAAGGCGCCCGGGGCCAAGCACCAUUACCACACCAACCAGAAGAAGGAGCUCGACUUGCACGACUAUGAGGCUGAGUACCAGUUCUACCGUGACCUUCAGGAACGGCCGGAGUCGGUGCCGUUCCUCGACGAGGCGCCGGGCUUCAAGGUGCCACCGGUGAAGCUCUACUGGUGACCACUGAGGAGGUCAGUAAUGUGUAGUAACUGUUGUUAGUGUAAUCUGUUUGUUGUUGUACAAUCUUUACAUUUUGACUUAGGGAGGUGUUUAGGCUGAGAGAAUUGUGUAGAAUAUGGCAAUUGGAAGGGAAUGUGAGAGGAGGUUGGGGAACAUAGAGGAGAAAAAUGGAGAUCAAUUUUGUAUUGAUCAAAUGGAUCAAAUUGGUUUGUAGUUCAUGUAUUCGGUGUAGGACAAUUGUACACUUCAUCAAUUUUAAUGAGUAUAGACUUCAACACAGUGAAAAUGUAAAUUAUGGGCAAUCGAAACAUAAUGAGCCUGCUGUUGCAAUAUGAGAUUUGGAAAUGUGUAA